Messenger RNA from Kockovaella imperatae, 497 nucleotides. Its product is annotated as ubiquinol-cytochrome-c reductase complex subunit 6. Gene Ontology annotation, biological process: mitochondrial electron transport, ubiquinol to cytochrome c. The coding region runs from base 55 to 465 and encodes 136 amino acids. The record is from RefSeq and is a predicted model, not a curated record. The transcript has 4 exons. Lineage: Eukaryota; Fungi; Basidiomycota; Tremellomycetes; Tremellales; Cuniculitremaceae.
AAGUGUCCAUAUAAAGUAUACAUCGAUCCAGCUAGGUGUAUAACGAGGAACAUCAUGGUCGCAAAAGUUCCAGGUGGCCCAUUGGGCAUCUCCUUUGCCCCAUGGCUCAAGGCCAACAUGCCGGGACUUUAUGGACGUCUCAAGCCAGUCGCCAACUGGUACUGUCACAUUGCCGGAUGGAGACAGAUGGGAUUGAAGUACGAUGAUUUGCUUUUGGAGGAAAGAGAGGAUGUGCAAAAGGCACUGACCCGAUUAACACCGCGAGAGAGCUACGACCGGGUGUACAGGAUGAGGAGGGCCCAUCAGCAGGCGAUCUUGCACAAAGAGUUGCCAAAGAACGAGUGGAUCACUCCUGAGGAGGACCGACGGUACCUUAGUCCGCACAUCCAGUCGGUUGUCAGGGAGAACAAGGAGAGAGCAGAGUGGGACUCUGUCAAGGUCGAGAAGCUCAAGUCGAAGAAGUAGAUGCACGACACUCAUGUAUCCGGUCUCAUCAU